Balaenoptera musculus (blue whale) is the source of this 1344-nucleotide messenger RNA. It is a transcript of the gene TNNI1, whose product is annotated as troponin I1, slow skeletal type. Gene Ontology annotation, cellular component: troponin complex. The record is from RefSeq and is a predicted model, not a curated record. Gene Ontology annotation, biological process: muscle contraction. The transcript is spliced from 11 exons. Bases 16 to 1011 code for a protein of 331 amino acids. NCBI's taxonomy places the organism in Eukaryota, Metazoa, Chordata, Mammalia, Artiodactyla, Balaenopteridae.
UCAGAAGAUGCCCGAAUGUCAAGCCUUUUGCCCUGUUGGAGCCUGGGCUGUGGGGCCUGGUUUCCACAUUCCCUUGCGAGACAUGCAGGGUCAGCGAGACGGCUCCCCUUCCCCCGGGCCUCCCGGUGCCCUGGCCCCAUCCCUGCUUGGAGCCCCGUCUGGUCUGCUGUCCAUUCCCCCUUUCCGGGGCUGCCGUCUCCUAGGCGGUGGCCGCUGUGUGCACAGGCUCCGUGUCUCCUGAGCCUGGGACACGUGUGUCUUCAAGCCCGCCUGCUGCUGUUCGUGCUGCGGUGUCCCCUUCGCGAGUCUGCAGUCAACCGCAAGGCGAGACCAUCUCACCCACGGAGACCCAGGAAGGGCCCCCUCACGGACCUGUCCCAGCUCAUCACCAUCCAUGUGAAUGGCGCCCCCUGGAGGUGCCACCCCAGGUGCCGCCCCACCGCCGCCAUGCCGGAAGUCGAGAGAAAACCCAAGAUUACUGCCUCCCGCAAACUCCUGCUGAAGAGCCUGAUGCUGGCCAAGGCCAAGGAGUGCUGGGAGCAGGAGCACGAGGAGCGAGAGGCUGAGAAGAGGCGCUACCUGGCGGAGCGCAUCCCGGCGCUGCAGACCCGAGGCCUGUCGCUCAGCGCCCUGCAGGACCUGUGCCGGGACCUGCACGCCAAGGUGGAGGUGGUGGAUGAGGAGAGAUACGACAUCGAGGCCAAGUGCCUGCACAACACCAGGGAGAUCAAGGACCUGAAGCUCAAGGUGCUGGACCUGCGCGGGAAGUUCAAGCGCCCCCCCCUGCGGCGCGUCCGCGUCUCGGCCGACGCCAUGCUGCGCGCCCUGCUGGGCUCCAAGCACAAGGUGUCCAUGGACCUGCGUGCCAACCUCAAGUCUGUGAAGAAGGAGGACACGGAGAAGGAGCGGCCCGUGGAGGUGGGCGACUGGAGGAAGAACGUAGAGGCCAUGUCCGGGAUGGAGGGCCGCAAGAAGAUGUUUGAUGCUGCUAAGUCCCCGACCUCCCAGUAGAGGCAGCUGGCCAAGCUGUGCUCCGGGUGCCCUGCCGGCUCCUUCCUCCAGCCCCGCCCGCCGGCCUCUCAGCAUACGCCCCUGCACUGCAGAGCGCCCCCCCUGCUCCCACGUCUCCCCUCCAGCCUGCGCGCCUUCCGGCGGGACUGGGAUUAACAGACACGAGAGGGGAGGAACGGCAGCGUCUGAAGACCUCGCCUGGCUGGCGGCUGGGCUCCCGGCCGCUGUGGUGCAAACAGGCCACAAGGAGGCACGCACCCUCCGCUCUGUGUGUCAAGCGCCCGUGGGCGUCACAGCCUCUCCAUUAAAACCAGUGUCCUGGUCGCUUCUGCA